Hylaeus anthracinus is the source of this 1241-nucleotide messenger RNA. It is a transcript of the gene c-mos, whose product is annotated as serine/threonine-protein kinase mos. Gene Ontology annotation, biological process: protein phosphorylation. The coding region runs from base 62 to 1006 and encodes 314 amino acids. Gene Ontology annotation, molecular function: ATP binding; protein kinase activity. The transcript is spliced from 4 exons. The record is from RefSeq and is a predicted model, not a curated record. NCBI's taxonomy places the organism in Eukaryota, Metazoa, Arthropoda, Insecta, Hymenoptera, Colletidae.
CGCGAAGCGAUAAGAAACAAGACAAAUGUAUACCGUCCUCAACUAAAUAUAUAAUCUCGCUAUGGCAUCGCCACAAAGAUUAACGGUUAAAUUGUGUAACAUAUCUCCACGUGUGCUGCAAAACACGAGAAAAAGACAAUUCUUAAGUCCGACGACACCGAUCAGGAAUACUUACAAGGAAAAUAAGGAUCGAUUAUCUCCUUUCAAUAUCGACACUCCUAACAGGAGAAAAAUAUUGGAAGAUGGUCUUCCAAAGAAAUACGGUACGGUACUCGGAAGCGGUGGAUUCGGUACUGUAUACAAAGCUUUCUACAAAGGUAAUCAAGUGGCAGCUAAAGUAAUGCAGACAGAAAAAUGCAUCGAUGUGUUGAAUUCCGAAAAACAUGCUUCAUCGUUAAGACAUUCUAACAUAGUGAAAAUCCUGAUGAUAGAGCAAGGUAGUUCUCUAUCUUUGAUAACAAUGGAAUUAUGCGGUACUACUUUGCAAGAUCAUCUGAACACGACACCGCUACCUAAGAACAAAGUAGUUCGCAUAUUAAGAGACGUAACGUGCGCGUUGCAAUUUUGUCACAAUGCGGGCGUUGUACACGCAGACGUUAAACCUAAAAAUAUUCUAAUGUCAACGGAUGGCCAGCCAAAACUUACAGAUUUUGGUAGCUCCGUACUAAUUGGCGAGCCACUUCGAACUUCCAAAUUUCAUGGCACACCAGGCUACGUAGCUCCGGAAGUAUUAAAAGGAAAUAAACCAACCCCGGCAGCGGACGUUUAUUCUUUAGGUAUCGUAGCUUGGCAAAUGAUAUCUAGAAAAGUACCAUUCGCUGGACUGCACAGUCAUGCCAUUAUCUAUCUUUCCGCAAAAGGUAAUCGUCCCGAGAACGACGACAUGAACGAUGGUUUCGAAGGUGUUUAUAAAACGUUAUACAGAAAAAUGUGGUCGCAAGAUACCAUCGAUAGACCUGCAACCGACGAAGUAAUCAAUACCAUCGAUACGUUAAUCGCUCAGUAGUAUUUAUUUUGAUAAUUACUUUUAAUCGGAACAUUAAUUUUUGUAUUACAUAUGCUUAGAUUAGUCUUUAUAUCUUUAUUGUACAAAAUGUAACAAAAACGUUGUUAUUUUACGUGUCUGGCAUCUCUCCGCCAGGUACAAGCUGCAACAAACGAAUCGAUGAUAAUAGAAAUAUCAUAAACGUUAUAGCUAUAAUGUAACAUUGAAUAAAUAACUGUAAUGCUUUUUAGAAAUA